CCGCUCUCACCGAAGAUGCCCUGCACGAUGCUGAGGGGGCUGUUCAGCCAGUCGGCCACACACGGCAUCGCGCGGGCCGAGGCGGGCGCUCGGCGGGACUCCCCAGGCCCUGCCGCUCCCGGAGAUGGGGCCCUGCGCCCCGCCGUAGCCACGCGCUCGCCCGCUCCCGGAGAUGGGUCCCGAACUUCCUGCCCAGGCGGCCUCCCGCGGCGGCAAUGGCGGCGGCCCGGCCGGCCCCGCCCCUCUCGCCCUGACGCUGCGGCGUGCGCUGCGGGGGGGGGAGGCGGCGCCGCCAUCUUGGAGCCGGGCAGCGCUGCGGGCGGAAAGGGCCGCGCAGGCUGCCCCGGCUGUCCGGGGAGGAGACGUGGAAGAGGCGCAGCGAUGGCCGCCACGAAGCCGCCUGGGCCUGGUUCCGCUAGCGGCACCAAUCUGCUCUUCUCCUCCUCGGCGACCGAGUUCAGUUUCACUGUGCCCUUCAUCCCGGUCAGCCAGGCCCCCGCCGCGCCGCCGGGGCCCGCUCUCCUCGGCGCAGAUGAUUCCACAGAUGUUGGAGAAGAGGACAGCUUCUUGGGCCAGACUUCUGCUACUCAUAAUCCACCACAGACUUUUAGCUAUUUCUCCCAGGUACCUAGUAGCAAUGAUCCUUUUGGAAGCAUAGGGCAGCCACCCUUAACAACGGUGACACCACCUGUUGGGCCAUCAACCUUCUCCAAGGGUCUAACUUCUCUCCCACUCUUGCCUGGAUCACAAGAGGGGCAGAAUGCUUUUUUGGCAAGUGUUCCGAAGUCACAGCCAGCGUAUAGUGCACCACCUACUUCCCUCGUGGGAAUCGGUGCUUAUCAGACUCCUCCAGAGAGUUGUCCCCCACUUGCAAACUUUUCUACUCCUCCGCAUGGAGCACCACAACAAGGAUAUAACCCAUAUCGCCAUACCACCUUAAGCAGUAGAGCUAAUCCUUACAUAACUCCACCGCAGCUGCAGCAGAUUCAGACACCAAGCCAGCUUGUCCAGCCACCACCCUCUGUACCACCUAUCCACAUGUAUCAGACACCUCCAGGAUCAUUGUCACCGUUUCCUCAUUCACAGCCACCACUGCCAUCACCAUCACAAUCACUGCAAGCUCCCAGACCUGCAGGUCCACUGGUGCAGGCAUCACCUGUUUUGCUACAGAACCAAUAUGAACCAGUUCAGCCCCACUGGUUUUACUGCAAGGAGGUGGAAUACAAGCAAAUAUGGAUGCCAUUCAGCAUUCUAGAUUCUGUAACUCUAGAAGAAGUUUAUAACUCUGUCCAACCUGAUCCUGAGAGCGUGGUUUUGAGCACUGAUGGGGGGCGCUAUGAUGUUUACCUGUAUGACAGACUAAGAAAAGCUGUAUAUUGGGAAGAAGAGCCAUCUGAAGUCAGACGAUGUACAUGGUUUUAUAAGGGAGACAAAGAUAGCAGGUUUAUUCCUUAUACUGAGGACUUUAGUGAGAAACUAGAGGCAGAAUAUAAAAAAGCUGUAACUUCGAAUCAAUGGCACCGGCGACUUGAAUUUCCAAAUGGGGAAACAAUUGUUAUGCAUAAUCCUAAGGUUAUAGUUCAAUUCCAACCUUCUGCAGUACCAGAUGAAUGGGGGACCACACAAGAUGGUCAGACAAGGCCAAGGGUUGUGAAACGUGGCAUUGAUGAUGAUCAUGAUGAAAUUCCUGAUGGGGAGAUGUCUCAAAUAGACCAUUUAGUGUUCAUGGUUCAUGGCAUAGGUCCUGUGUGUGAUUUACGAUUUAGAAGCAUUGUUGAAUGUGUUGAUGAUUUUAGGACCGUGUCUCUGAAACUGUUGCAAACUCAUUUUAAGAAGUCUUUAGAGGAACUUGAAGUGAGCAGAGUUGAAUUCCUACCGGUUCACUGGCAUAGCUCUCUACAUGGGGAUGCAACAGGUGUAGACAGGAAUAUUAAAAAAAUCACAUUGCCAAGCAUUGGACGUCUGCGCCACUUCACCAAUGAGACCUUGCUUGAUAUAUUGUUUUACAACAGUCCAACCUACUGUCAGACCAUUGUGGAUAAAGUAGGCCUGGAAAUGAACCGCCUACAUGCACUUUUCAUGAGUCGCAACCCAGACUUUAAAGGAGGAGUCUCUGUUGCUGGGCACAGUUUAGGUGCCUUAAUUUUAUUUGACAUAUUGUCCAACCAGAAAGACUUGACUUCAUCAGGAAACUCUGGCCCUCCCACUGCUGCUAAUGGGCUUGUGAAUGAUGUGGUUGUUCGUGACAAGCAGGUGACGGAGGAUACCAACUCCUUGGCACCCAUGAUUACUCCUUUUGGUGAGGAGCCCUGUGAUCCUGAUGUGGAGGAUGAAGUUCCAACCUUACACAAGGCUCUGGAAAUGCUCAGUGUCUCAGAGUAUAUUGACACAUUUGAAAAGGAGAGAAUUGAUAUGGAAUCUCUGCUGAUGUGUACAGUUGAUGACCUGAAGGAAAUGGGUAUACCUCUUGGACCAAGAAAGAAAAUUGCCAACUUUGUAAAAGACAGAGCAGCCAAACAGGAAAAGAAACAACCAUUAGCAGAAAAAAAAGCAGUGCAAACUCAGGAAGCUGCACAGAAAGCAAAAGAAGCAGUUACUUCUGUUGCCACUUCGGAAUCGGAUAGCCUGCAUGCGCGGUCGAAGAGAAAACUUCCUGUUGGUGCCUUGGUUUCUUCUGUGAACGUUGACUAUGAGUAUUUUGAAGUUGGUACUGGCCAGGUUUCUGUGGCUUACAGUGUGCUAGACUUCGAACCAGAGAAUUUCUUUGCCCUGGGUUCUCCAAUCGGUGUGUUCCUUUCUGUACGAGGAGUGGAGAAUAUCAAUGAGAACUAUAGACUUCCUACCUGCAAGGGAUUCUUCAAUAUUUACCAUCCACUUGACCCAGUGGCUUAUAGGUUAGAACCUAUGAUUAUUCCAGACUUGGACAUGAAACCAGUUCUCAUUCCACACCACAAAGGCAGAAAAAGACUUCAUCUUGAGUUGAAAGAUUCUCUCUCUCGUAUGGGAUCAGAUCUAAAACAGGGUUUUAUCAGCUCUUUGAAGAGCGCUUGGCAGACUCUUAAUGAAUUUGCACGUGCUCAUACCUCUUCAACUCAGCUGCAAGCAGAACUGGAGAAGGUAGCUAAUCAAAUUAAAGAGGAAGAAGAAAAACAAGUGGUAGAAGCUGAAAAGAUUGCCGAAAGUCCAGAUCUUUCGAAGGAAGAGGGUUGCUUAAUAAAAGUCGGGAUGCUAAAUGGAGGACGUCGUAUUGACUACGUUCUACAGGAAAAACCAAUAGAAAGUUUCAAUGAAUACCUUUUUGCUCUACAGUCUCAUUUGUGUUACUGGGAAUCUGAAGACACAGCUUUGCUACUUCUCAAAGAAAUAUAUAGGACUAUGAAUAUCAGUCCGGAACAGCUGCAACACUGAUGUGUAGAUACCUGAAUUUCAUAUCUAAUGCUCCAACAGGCUUGCUGACAAAACAUUUUGAGGAACCUCCAGUAUUUCUCUAGUCACACAUGGCAAGAAUCCGAAUCACAAUGGCUUUUUUUUCUUCAGUCCAGAACUCUUUGAUUUAGAUAAUACCUUCUUGUUUCAUUCAAGAGUGUUUCACAAUUUUAAAAUUAUCAGCACCGCAGUUUGGGAAGCAUAAUUGGAAUGACACCAUUUAAUCUUCUUAUUGAAAUUUAGUUGUACUGUUGCCAAAAUUUGACCAGUGAAGAAAUAUUUGUGGCAUGCAAAUUAUUUUUUUUCUUCUCAAGCUACCUUGUCUGUUAGAUGUCAAACAUGUAUUUUCUAUGAAGGCAAUAUGUUCUUUAUUAAAGAAAGGACUUGUUGAGACACAGCAAUAAUCUGCUCUUUUUAAAAAAUGCGUUUCCACUUUUAAAAACAAAAUGUGAAUUUUAGUUAUAAGCUGCUUUACAUCAAGCUUUUGUAUUUGCUAAAAUCAGCAGCCAGAAUGACUUUCUUACUACUGUGAGUUCAGUGCUGAGAUUUUAUAAAAGCUUUUUAACCCUCUGACUUCUUUGCAAUGGAGAUAAAAUGAUCUUUUGUUAUAGAAAAUAUAGAGAUUUGUUACAGCCAGUUCAGCAUUCACCUCUCUUGGAAUGUAACUGAUGUAGAGAACAAAGAGGGAAGAAUCAAACUACAUUUCUUUUUGGUAAUUAACAGUUCAUGUGGCCUCGUGGCUGCUCUACCUGGGAAUUGAAAUUAUGACAUUGACCUCAGAAAAUUAAUUUCUCUCUCCAAGGCAUGUGAAUGUAGAGCCUCUUUCAAGCUUAUUGGAGCUAAAUGUAAUAGCCAAGGCCAAGAUCUGUGAUCCAUAUUCUAUUUUCAUCUAGUGAAAACAGUGGAGUUGUAUGGGGUGAGGUCUUCUGGAUUAGUGUCUCUGUGAACGCUGGGCUUCUGUAGCUUUCUUCUGGCAGCAUCUUUAAUGCAAUUACCUAACCUAUAGUGCUAACAAUAUUUGCUUCUGUUACUGCAGUAAGGACAUUUUGCUAAUGUUUACUUAGUAAGUUCUUAUGGAACACAGUGACUUUUUUGAGUAUAUGUAAAAUGCACAUUUUUGUGUGUAUAUUUUGGUUAGUAUAAUUAAAAGAUACUGUAAUGCCAA
This is a messenger RNA of Dermochelys coriacea (leatherback sea turtle), 4591 nucleotides long. It is a transcript of the gene SEC23IP, whose product is annotated as SEC23 interacting protein. The record is from RefSeq and is a predicted model, not a curated record. Gene Ontology annotation, molecular function: metal ion binding; protein binding. NCBI's taxonomy places the organism in Eukaryota, Metazoa, Chordata, Testudines, Dermochelyidae. Bases 16 to 3408 code for a protein of 1130 amino acids. The transcript is spliced from 19 exons. Gene Ontology annotation, cellular component: COPII-coated ER to Golgi transport vesicle. Gene Ontology annotation, biological process: endoplasmic reticulum to Golgi vesicle-mediated transport.